Molecule: messenger RNA, 2445 nt
Organism: Durusdinium trenchii
Lineage: Eukaryota; Dinophyceae; Suessiales; Symbiodiniaceae
Source: the annotation of a GenBank genome assembly
AUGGCAGAGCUACUCAGAACUCUGGUUGGGUCGGGAUGGUAUCCUGAAUGGACGCGCCGCUGUGGCGCACACUUUCGGGAAUUGCCAGACCCCAUGUGGAAGGAUGCUGCGUAUCAGGAAGUCAUGGGGCUCUUGGUUGAACGCGGGCUAGGCGAAGUCCGGGAACAACGCCACCGCGGCGAAGUGCAGGCUGCUUUCGUGAAGGGUUGUUGGGCAGCUUUGUCGAAAGAAGCGAAAGAGGCCUUGAAGGAGAUGGGGGCAGUCACAUGGCGCGAAGAGUCCGAUGACACGAGCGCCAACCGUGCGAAGGCGGGGGCGGGCUUUUCUUUGCGUUGGGAUAUAGGGGUCGCUGUCGCCACCGUCAGGCCAGAAGCCCACGGGUCAGACAGCGAGGAGAAUAAGCCUGAGCAGGAAUUGGUGGAUCCAGAGCCUGUCCAGGUCGCAACGCCAGAGUGGGCGACCUUGUUCCACGGGAGCGCCCCAGGCGAUGUUGGCACUUGCGCAAGCUUGCGGAAAACCAUCGAACGUGUGCUCGGGCAAGCAAAAGAUUGUGGUGUGUACAAUUUCCAUGAGAAGCAGUUGAAAGCUGGCAAAACCUUGCUCGGUAUCUGCCGGCCGAGCGUAUGCAGAGGCUGCACAAAAAAGGUGAAAGGGACGCUGACUUUCAGCGACAAAGGGCCCAUGCUAUGCGUGCAGCACAAAGGCAUCCAUGGAGAGCUACAAGCGCCGCAAGGCGGUAGCUUGUGGACAUGUGCCGAGGCUCUAGCUUUAGAAGCUUUGGAAACAAAGCGGCCCCGGGUGACCUCCAAAGAUGUCCGCGCUGCACUGCAAGCCCAUGGGUUGAACUUGCGCUGCAGCACUCCGCAAUUGCACAGCUUCGUCAUCAGAUUCAAUGGCGCGGGCCGGCCGCAAUGCAACAAAGGCAAGCUGACAGUGGGACAGUUGGAGAAUGCAGCAGGGCCGUUCAUGAGCCCACACAUGGAUGCUUGGCAAAGCUGGAAAGUGUGGCGGCUUAUCGUCUUGCCGUCGUCAACCUUUGAUGAAGAGAGGGUGUGCGUGAUGUGGACGUGCCCAGGCAUGCUACGCCGCGCGCAGGCCUUGAAAGAGAAGGUCUUGAAGCUGGUUGUCGAUGCGAAGCAGCGCGUCGUUGUCAACGAAUAUGGCAUUGUGACUCUGGCAUUCUUGGUAAGCAGUGCCUCGCCAACCAAAACCUGGGCAGGGGCAAGCCACACCAAGUCCGUUGCAGUGCACACCGCCACGCAAGAACCGUUCUUGCAAGCCUUGGUGAGUUCAGAAUCCGAGCGCAACAUGACCCAAAUUUUCACUGAGGCAUGCAACGUGGCCGAGAAAGAGUGUGGCCUCGAUCUGAGGGCCCAGGUUUGGCAGGUCCACAAAGAUUAUGCGAAGGGCAUCGAAGCUUCCCGCCGUGCUGUGUUUCCUCACGCACGGCCAUGUGAUGACUAUGCUCACAUGCGUCGGGCAUCCUAUAAAGUCUUGCAGCAGCAUUUGCCAAGCAAGGCACGUGUGUCAGGGCCCCAGACGCAGAAGCCGAAGGCCAAGAAAGGGGAGACCAAGAAGGCGACGGUGGAAGAAGCUACAGGGGCAGAGGUGUCUGUGAAUCGGCUGAAUGCGGGCUUGCUGCGGAAUGGCUUCACCGGAGAGGUGAACUUGGAACGCGUUGUCCCUCUGAAGCGGAGGCCCUGCGUCCCAAGAUUCCCAAGUUACCUUGGAGAAAGAUGUUCUGAGAAGUAUGCGAGCUAUGCUGAAAAGGAGUUUGCCGAUGAGGCGGUAGAGGAUGGCGUGCAGAUGCUUGGGAAGCUCAGGUCCCGAGAUAAGGAUGGCAAACAGAUUUGGCUGGAUGUCUCCGUGCAGUACCGCAUCUACCCGCAGGAGCUGCCUCAGAUUUACAGGGAGAUGACGAAGCUUUACGAAGACGUGUACAUCUCAGAGCUCCGCGGGGCCCUGCAACGGGUCACCAACGAGUUCACCAUCGACCAGGCCUGGAAGGACUACGCGACGGUGCAGAAGAAGAUGCACGACAUUUGCAAGGAAGUGCUCACCGUUCGCCAUGCCGACUGCUGGGGCCUUCAACUCUGGGGCAUCCGCUUGCAGGUGGAGUAUGAGAACCAGCUGAUCCGGACCCAAGUGAGGAAGCAAGCAGAAGAGACGGCUUUGGCAAGACAGACCCAGACCACCUACCGCCAGAAGACUGAAGUCAUCCUGGCAGAGUAUGUCGCAAACCUGACCGUGAUCCAGCAGAAAGGCCAGGCCGACAAGCAGCGCAUCGAGCGCGACGCCGUGAGCGCCGCCCGCUCGGCGCUGGUCACGGCGCAGGGGGAGGUGCCGCUUGGAGCGGCGCAACACGGUGGUUGGAGCGGCGAACACGGCAUGGGGUGCCGUGUUUUGUGUUUCUUUUUUGGUGGCGGGGGUGGCUUACUGGUCUAA